Molecule: messenger RNA, 339 nt
Organism: Ilex paraguariensis (yerba mate)
Lineage: Eukaryota; Viridiplantae; Streptophyta; Magnoliopsida; Aquifoliales; Aquifoliaceae
Source: the annotation of a GenBank genome assembly
AUGGGCGUCCCGCGGGAGGUGGCCGAUAGUUUGGGUGACAUGCCUAACGUUGAAGACGACCAUGGUGACGUUGUUGGCGUGACUGGUGGCGUGGACAGCGCCCCAAGAGCUGCUGAUGGAGGUAGAAGUAGCGCUGACACUAUGGGCGGCGAUGUUGUCCACGCAAGGCAAGGAGGCAAGGCCUUAGGUGCAAGCUACGCGUUAGGUGUUGGUACAAGAGGCACACGUGAAACGCUGAAUGACCUGGCCUUAGGUGCCCACUCUGAGAAAGGCGUAAAAAAGGGUACUACACCGGAUUUAGAGCGAGGCAAGGGAAUUGCAAACAAUGAUGGUUCGAAG